UAAAAUGUGAUAGUGAUGAACUCUAUACAGAAAAUGACUGAUGAAAGUGAAACUUUACCUGUAGUUCUGAAUACAGAUGAAGUUUCUGUUCCAUUGGAAAAUGAUGCCCCCACUGAUAGUCGAGUGAAUUGUUGGGUGUGUUUUGGAAGUACAGAAGAUGAUCGAGAUGCUGAGUGGGUUCAACCAUGCAAAUGCCGUGGGACCACGAAAUGGGUCCAUCAAUCUUGUUUACAGCGUUGGAUUGAUGAGAAACAAAAAGGGAACAGUUCUGCUGCUGUCACUUGUCCUCAGUGUAAUGCAGAAUAUAUUCUUGUCUUUCCUCCCUUUGGUCGACUAGUAUUUGUUUUGGAUAUGGCUGAUCGAAUCAUAUAUAAAGUUUGCCCUUUAGUCACUGCUGGAAUUGUUGUGGGCUCAAUUUAUUGGACUGCUGUAACAUAUGGAGCAGUUACAGUCAUGCAGAUACUCGGUCAUAAGGAAGGUCUGAAUAGUAUGGAACAAGCUGACCCGUUGGUGUUAUUGGUUGGUCUACCUACCAUUCCAGUGAUGUUGGUCUUAGGAAAAAUGAUUCGCUGGGAGGACUAUCUCCUACGUUUGUGGCGGCGCUAUUGGAGCAAACUGCCUAGUUUUAACAAAUUGUUAGGACGGGCCACUGAUAUGACCAGCAGCAAUUUGCCAGACCGACCACCUCCUGAUAUUCCUGCUUUUAAUGAUCCCAUUUCUGCUACUCGUGUUCUUUGUGGUGCUCUACUUCUACCUACAAUGGCCACUGUAUUUGGAAGAGUGUUCUUUGCUCAUAUUUCACAGAAUCCUCAAAGGACUUUAUUGGGAGGGAUAACGUUUAUAGUAAUGAAAGGUGUUCUAAAGAUGUAUCUGCGGCAACAGCAGUAUGUGCGUCAGUGCCAACGCAAAAUCCUGAAUUAUGACAAGACCACUCAUGUGCGCAAUCUAUCAGAUCUUGCAAUGUCAUCAUCUCCCACCCACUCCCAGUCGUCCCAGACAGACAGCUCUACUACAUCUUCAGGGUCUUCGACUUCCUCUGAGCUCUGAGAAUUUUUUAUAUGACACUCCUUGGUGUAUCCUUCCUAAUAAAAUAUAGUCUUACUUAUACCAGUUAUGGGGAAAGAAAAUUACCUUUACCACAUGUGUGCAGAAAAUACCUUUAUUAUUAUGCUACAAAAUAUUUAAUAAAUAAGUUGCUUUAUUAAUUAAAUGAGUGUACAUGUUUGAUGUGUAAUCUAAUAUUGUGCUGUUUGAGCCUAUAUAUAUAGUGGAUUACUUGUCAGCAAAUUUUCAAAGGAAAAAAUCUAUUUGAUUUUUAUAUAUACUUAUAAUUUUUGGAAAAAAAAUUCCCCUUGUUUUUGUUUUUUUUUUUAGUUUUUUCCUUUGUCAAUUUUUUUCACCUUUAUUUGUUGAAAAGAUUUCCCCCCUGUGCAAAACUAUUUACAUUCUAAUACUUUUCAUAAAUCUGAGAGUGCUUCAAAAACAUUAUGCUGAUCACUUUCUGCCAAAGUAAAAAAGGAAGUUAAAACACCAGUCUGAAAACAAACUUUUGUAAAAAUCUUUUUAAAAAAAUAAAGUUAUUUGUAGAAUUUAUCUGAAUUCUGCUUAUGAUCUCUUGUAAUAUAUCUUUAAACAUGAAAUAAGCAGAAAAAAACUAAUAAUGCACAUGUGUAAUGAUUUCUUUUAGUAUAUUGAAACUGAUAUAUCAUCUUAGAACUUCGUCUGUUUAAAUUUUAUUUUCAUAUUGUGAAUAAAAAAUUUUACAUUAU
This is a messenger RNA of Argiope bruennichi, 1769 nucleotides long. Its product is annotated as E3 ubiquitin-protein ligase MARCHF5-like. Lineage: Eukaryota; Metazoa; Arthropoda; Arachnida; Araneae; Araneidae. The transcript is spliced from 6 exons. The coding region runs from base 16 to 1047 and encodes 343 amino acids. Gene Ontology annotation, molecular function: zinc ion binding. The record is from RefSeq and is a predicted model, not a curated record.